UUCCCCAGCACAAGCCUGCUGCAUUCUCAACCAUGUAGAGGCGGAUCAAUUCUUAGCAGAUCAUUUGGCAGUUUGGUAGCAAGAAAUCUGUCUAUAUCUGGUAUGGCACCUUCUAGAUUGAAUUGGUACAACACGUACUUGUUAUGUCCAUCAUGGUGACAGUCCUAUCCUUGACGACAAUGAAUUUGUAGUUAGGAUCUGGAUCACAAACCUCACAUGCGUAGUAUCUAGAGCUGGACUAACUCACUACCAGAGCCAUUGGACAUCAAUCGCCUCAACAGAGGCACAUUGAGCGGCAUCAAUGCAAGGAGAUCCCGCCAUGAGAUCCUAAAGCCCCUGUGUCACACUCGCAAGCUUACAACCAGCCGAGCAUAUCUAUUCAACCCCAGCAUGGAUCGAGUACAUCCCUCCACCCAUCGGGCAUUCAUUGCCUUUGGCAGCAAUGUCGGAGACCGCAUUGAUAUGAUCGAGGCUGCUUGCCGCGAAUUGGAGCGCGCCAACAUCCGAAUCAAGCGGACGAGCUCCCUCUUCGAGACAGCUCCGAUGUACGUCCUCGACCAGGAUCCCUUCAUCAACGGAGUGUGCGAGGUCGAAACCAGUCUAUCUCCCAUGGAACUGCUGGACACCCUGCAAGCCAUCGAGCUAGGCCUCGGCCGGAAGAAGCUCAUCGACAAAGGCCCACGCUCAAUCGACCUGGACAUCCUCCUGUACGACGAGCAAAUCUUCACGCACGAGCGUCUUGACAUUCCGCACAAACUGAUGCUCGAGCGCGACUUUGUCCUCCGACCCCUCUGCCAACUAAUCCCGCACGAACGCCCCCCCUUCCUAGGCCACUCCCAAAGCUACCUCAACCACCUUAAAACCCUCCCACCUCCAUCUCCCACCCCCCACCCAACAACCCCCAUAUCACCCCUCUUCCCCCCAAUCCACAGCACCAACCCGUCCCGCCCAACCCACAUAAUGGCCAUCCUGAACCUAACCCCCGACUCCUUCUCCGACGGCGGCACGCACUCCCCCACCGACCUAAGCACCCUAACCACAACCGUGCACAACAUGAUCCGCUCCGGCGCCACCAUAAUCGACAUCGGCGGCGAAAGCACCCGCCCGGGGUCCACGCCCGUCAGCGAAUCCGAAGAACUAUCUCGAGUGAUCCCCGCCAUCAGACACAUCCGAACCACCAUCCCAGAGGCCGCCCACAUCGCCAUCAGCAUUGACACGUACCGGGCCCGCGUCGCCGAAGAAGCCUGCGCCGCCGGCGCGGACAUCAUCAACGACGUCUCAGCGGGUCUCCUCGACCCCGAAAUGCUGCCUACCAUGGCGAGGACCGGAAAAUCAGUCAUAUUGAUGCACAUGCGCGGCACUCCCUCCACGAUGACAAAGUUAACCGACUACCCCAACGGAAUCAUCCAAGACGUAGGCAAUGAACUCCUCGAACGGGUCGCCGCUGCAGAAGCAGCGGGGAUUAGACGGUGGAGGAUGAUAUUAGAUCCCGGGUUAGGGUUCGCGAAGAAUGAACCUCAUGAUUUGACUAUCUUGAGGGAGUUGAACAAGUUGAGGACGGGGAUUGAGGGACUGGAGUAUUUCCCGUGGUUGAUGGGACCGAGUCGGAAGAGGUUCGUGGGCAGGUUGACAGGGGUCAAGGAGGCCAAGGAUAGGACUUGGGGGACGGCGGCGACGGUGACGGCGAGUGUUGCGGGGGGUGCGGAUAUUGUUAGGGUGCAUGAUUUUAAGGAGAUGUGGCAGGUUGGAAGGGUGGCGGAUGCGAUUUAUAGGGGGGUGGUUUGAUGGGGUGGAUGUGAAAAAUGGGGAGUUUUGUGGAUUUGUAUAUUCAACUAUAGGAUUGUGGAUGGGAUAAAGAUAUAUUGUGUAUAGGGGGGACGGGACUGGCGUAUCGGUUUCCCAGCUUGUUUGGGCGUUGGGAAGGGUUCAACCCCAGUUAACAUUGAUUGUAGAUAGUUAUUGGCAGGAUUGAGUUAAUUAUCCUGUGAUGAUGAGUACACAGUCAGGUAACAUCCACAUCUAUACUGAAAGCCAUGGGGGGUAAGUGAAUAGAUGAAAGAAUAUCUGUUCAGCAAUUUAUCCUAGCUACGCUAUGAG
Molecule: messenger RNA, 2097 nt
Organism: Aspergillus vadensis CBS 113365
Lineage: Eukaryota; Fungi; Ascomycota; Eurotiomycetes; Eurotiales; Aspergillaceae
Product: folic acid synthesis protein
Exons: 4
Coding region: 391-1785 (464 amino acids)
Biological process (GO): tetrahydrofolate biosynthetic process
Cellular component (GO): mitochondrial envelope
Molecular function (GO): 2-amino-4-hydroxy-6-hydroxymethyldihydropteridine diphosphokinase activity; dihydropteroate synthase activity
Source: RefSeq, a predicted model, not a curated record